CCAUGCGAUGGAUCGGCGCUCACUCUUCGGUAUACCGUUCACGAGUGCGGACGUCGCCAUCAUGUCUGAAUUAGUAUUCGCAGCAGCAGCAGGUCUGCAGAACUUUUAUAAAAGUUAGAUUUUUCAAUAAGACAUUUAUAGCAUACAAGUGGAAAUUUGUGAUUGAACAUACUCACUCGCUUAUAUAUAUAAAAUUCGCAAAUUUCUCGCAAGCAAGUUUAAAAAUUUAACUCUUUAAUAAGAAGACAUGAAAAUUAAUAGACAUAAGAAUGGAAGAAACGGUGGCACUGAUUAAGUCGUGCAUAAUUUCGAAGAAAGGCGGCGUACCAGUUGCAGAUCUAAAUUAUGAAUUUCAAGCUCUCGUCGGAGAAUCUAUUCCGUAUCGUAGAUUGGGAUUUUCGAGUCUCCGUGCAUUUUUGCAGACCAUCGAUGGUUUGGAGACAACUUGGAACAAUUAUGGAGAUCCGAUAUUAAAGAUAAAUGAUUCUAAGAUCUCUCAUAUUGGUAGACUUAUACACAAGCAAAAAGUAGAUUAUUCAAAGACGAGAAACAAAUAUUACAAACAAUUUAUGCAUAAUGAUGGCACAAAUCUUAGAUACAGUAACGAUGAGCGCAGAGAAAAGAACAGAUUAAUUAAUAAUAACAAUCGCGCCAACAGACGAAACCAAGCUUUCGCUCAUCGUCGUGAUCCAAAUCUAUUUGGAACCAAUGGCGCUUAUAAAAAUAGAGACUUUUUAUAUGGAGUAGAAGAAAAUCAUUAUCCGGUAGUGAUAGAAACGAAUGAAGUGAAAAAGCAUGACAGCAUAUACGAACCUAUCGCAAACGAUCGACAGUUAAUUGGCGACGACUUUUUCCUACAACUUGCAAUACGAAAUCUUCAUCUUCCCAUUUGGAGAUACAAGGAUAGCUUAGCAUUGAACUGCGGUUUGUGUACCUCCGGACAGACCAUUAGCGGUUGUACUCGGGCUUUGAGGAAUAUUAGUACUAUCUCCAAUCGUGUCGUGAUCCUGCUUGGCUCGGUUGAUGUUUACAACAACGCCACUUGCGAGGAAAUGAUAUACGAUAUGACGGAACUCUUGCAAGUUCUCCGGUCUAAAUUUCAUCUUUCAAACGAGGCCAUUACUAUCUGCACUCUUCCACCUAUGGCCAAUCUCAGCAUCUACGCUCAUAAGGAACAAAGCAUGGCGUUUCUUUCCUUCAACAAUUGGAUAAGAUCUCUGGCGGAUGAUCCGUCUAAAAGAGAUUCCUCUUUUAUCAAAUUUCCUGUAAUAGAUUUAUAUGAAAAGUUCUGCUUUGACGACACGUACGUCACAAACUACGACUGGUUUCAAACCCAAGCCCGUAGAGUGUCCGGCACUAAACAUUCUUAUGUGCUAUGGAACAUGAUAGGACGAAAGCGAGCUAUGAGCCUCAUCUGCGAAGAGAAAGACGCGGAUCAAUCCGGAAGUCCCAGCUCAAUGUCGAUGCAAUGAGUUAACUGGGAUCUUCCGUUAUAUACAUAUACAUUGAUAAACCGCUGUAUAAGGAAAGAAGCAGAACGGUACACCAUGGAAAGCCUUAUUCGUCGUUUUACGGCGGAGAACGCUUUAUUGAGGAUUCUUCUUAGGUUUACCCUCCCGCUUCCUUCGUAGACGUGUUUAAAUACCGCAAACAAGUCCAGAUUACGCUUAUUAUAUCAGUCUAUUCUAUUUACGAAGAAAAAAAAGUUGUAUAACGUUGUAUAAAGUUCUACGCUGUUCGAAUCAAUCGCUUCAUUUGCGUGUAAUCGAACAGCCGUUUUGCGCGAGAGAUUAGUUCAACGAACAAUAACCGGAUAUAUGGCCCUAUACCUUUAUUACAAAGAUAACUAAGAAGCAGGGCAAAGUAAUACAUAUGUAUUUGUAUACACAAUGUGUACAAAUGUAGUUUAAAUAUCUUUGUUUUCAAAUCGACUAGCCAAUCGUCGAAUUUAAUUUUGUUUGUUUGUGUCUCAAGGAAAUGGCCGUUAACGCAGACUUUUACGAAGUAAAUUAAUAAUAUCAGAUAUUUUCGAAUUCGAAGCGGAGUAACUUAACAUCAGAGUAAAAGGGGAGAAUGUAUGAAGAUAUAAAGAUAAAUGCAAUAAUAGUAAUUUAUUUUUAAAUAAUAAUACAAUUAUUGAAAAUUUUGACAUGUUUGGCGAGGGACAGCGAAAAAAAUUAUCUCGAAAGCGGGACGUCUGAUCACAUUAAAUAUUAAGAUCUUCUAUUUGUGACUUAAACUUUAUCCGCUUCACGGUAACGAACAGCAAAUGAUUAAACGACACUUCAAUCAUAAGCUCGUGUUUAAAUAUUACAAAAGUAUAGUGCAUUUUUAUAAUUAAAUGCGGGUAAUUUAAAAAUGACACACAUACUUUUCUUAAUUUUUCGUCAUAAACGGAAUACGAGCGAACUUUAAUCGCGUUCCUUGCCACGUGUUCAAGAUUAACAUUUCUGCGAUUACAUAAUUCCCAUGUAGAUUUGAUUAAUUACAAAUAUUCGAAAAUUCUAAUCUAAAAAUUUUUAUAAAUUUAAGUUAAAAUAGCAACCAAAUAUCAAUGUAAGAAAUUCAUAAAUUUUUCGGUUUCUAAGAUUAACAUUUCUGCGAU
This is a messenger RNA of Wasmannia auropunctata (little fire ant), 2605 nucleotides long. RefSeq lists its product as uncharacterized. The record is from RefSeq and is a predicted model, not a curated record. Bases 270 to 1472 code for a protein of 400 amino acids. The transcript has 8 exons. NCBI's taxonomy places the organism in Eukaryota, Metazoa, Arthropoda, Insecta, Hymenoptera, Formicidae.